Messenger RNA from Moneuplotes crassus, 1363 nucleotides. Lineage: Eukaryota; Ciliophora; Spirotrichea; Euplotida; Euplotidae. The record is from the annotation of a GenBank genome assembly.
GUUUAUGGCAAAGUUUCAACCUAAGAAGAACAAAAAGCAAAAUUCAAAGAAAAAGUACACAAUUGAGCAGAAGAACAAAGGUUUACGGAAGAAGCAAGCCAAGCUUGCACGGGAGGCUAAAAAAUCAAAAGCAAAGCCUAAUUUUAAAGACCCAGGAAUCCCAAAUCUAUUCCAGUUUAAAAAGAAAAUGAUCCAACAAAUGGAGAACAAGGAAAGACUGGAGGGUGAUAAUAAGACAAUGGCUCAGCAGCUGAGGAAAAAGCUUAAUAAGAAGAGCUCGGAAGGAUUCGUUGGUAACGUCCAAGAACCCAAAGAUGAACUUGAGAGUUACAUGAAAAAUAUCAAUAGCAAGAUCAUUAGGUUCAGCGAAGAAGGCAAGUAUGAAGAAUUAGAGGAGUCAAAGGAUCUAGCAGCUAAUGAUAAGACUCUAAACCAAUCCAGAAAAGCCUUCAUUAAGGAUCUCAAGAGUGUGGUCGAGCAAGCAGAUGUAGUUAUCGAGAUACUCGAUGCCAGAGAUCCUCAAGGCUGUAGAAAUUUAGAAAUGGAAAGCACUGUCCUUUCACAAAACAAGAAAUUAGUUCUGGUUAUGAACAAAGCUGAUCUUAUUCCACCUGAAAAUGCUAGGGAUUGGCUUAGAGUACUGAGAGAUGAGCAUCCUACUUAUUUAUUCAAGUCAAGCACUCAGUCUCAGAGGAAUAAUCUUUCGGGUAACAUCUCUUUACAUAAGUCAAGUUUAACAGACAGAAAAGAACUGGUAGAGAAAUUAAUGAGUGGGUCUAAAGCAGUAGGAAAUGAAGAAAUUAUCCAAAUUCUUAAAAAUUAUUGAAGAAAUGAUACAAGUGAGAGGAAGCAGAAGCACUCCAUUGUGGUUGGAGUUAUAGGAUUCCCUAAUGUUGGAAAGAGCUCCUUCAUCAACAGUCUUAAAAGAUCCAGGGUCGCAGGAACUGGAAACACUCCUGGGUUCACAAAGGGAAUUCAAGAAAUUUAUCUUGAUAAAGACAUUGUCCUUCUCGAUUCUCCUGGAGUAGUGCUUUCUAAAGAUAAUGCAGAUUCUUUGAUUCUCAGAAAUGUCAUCAAGGUUGAAGACCUUGAUGAUCCUGUGACUCCGGUAGAAGCAUUGGUAGAAAAAGUCAGCAGAAAAUCAAUAUUGAGAGAGUACGACAUUCCAGAUUUUAGAACAGUGAAUGAAUUCUUAGCCUCUAUUGCAAGAAAAAGUGGGAAGCUUAUUAAAGGAGGUAUUCCAGACAUCAAAAACGCUGCUAAAAUGAUCCUCAGGGAUUGGAAUAACGGUAAAAUUCCAUACUACACUCCUGUUGGUGGCAAUAUCAUAGAGGAAAAUGAAGAGGAGGAUAUGGAGCAAUAG